CACCUUCGUACCUUUGGUUGUCUAUGUUAUCCUAACCUCACCGCUACUACACCCCACAAAAUGGCUCCCCGGUCAACUCGUUGUGUCUUUCUUGGCUUCCCCCCAAUCAUCGUGGAUAUCGAUGUCUGGAGUUAGCUACUGGAAAAAUCAUUAUCUCUCGCCAUGUUACCUUUGAUGAAUCUGUGUUUCCUUUUACAGAUCCAUCACCACCAACCCCCACCUCUUACAAUUUUUUAUCCUCCACCACACUUCCCUUAGAUAGCCUCGCCUAUCCUACCACACCCCCAUCUCACAACACCCCAACAUCACCCUCAUCUACCUCCCCACACAGUCCACCCAAUCCUCCCACACCACCAACGCCUCCAAGCGACCCUCCCCCUCCACAACCUCCUACCCGACCCACCCAUCCUAUGGUCACUCGUGCUUCUCAUGGGAUCUUUAAACCCAAACCUGUCUUUGAUCUCAAUGUCCAAACCAUUUCACCUCUCCCUCAUUCUCACCUUUAUGCCCUUAAAGACCCUAACUGGAAUGCUGCCAUGCAAGAUGAGUACAAUGCCUUAUUAAAAACUCAGACUUGGGAUCUUGUUUUGCGGCCCCCUAGUGCUCAUGUUAUCCGUUCCAUAUGGCUCUUCCGGCACAAAUUUCACUCUGAUGGGUCUCUUCAGCGGUACAAGGCCCGUUUGGUUGCUAACGGUAAAUCUCAGCAGGUUGGUAUUGAUUACUUUGACACAUUCAGCCCUGUAGUCAAACCUGCCACCAUUCGCACUGUUCUUACCAUUGCUACAUCACGUUCUUGGCCUAUUCAUCAACUGGAUGUCAAGAAUGCCUUUCUCCAUGGUGACCUAUGUGAGACAGUUUAUAUGCAUCAACCCCCUGGUUUUGUUGAUUCCACAAAACCAAAUUAUGUAUGCCGCCUGCACAAAUCUCUUUAUGGUCUCAAACAAGCUCCAAGGGCAUGGUUUCAGCGUUUUGCUACAUUCAUUACUAGUUGUGGGUUCCAAGGCAGUAUGUGUGACACUUCUUUGUUUGUCUAUCACUCUGGGUCUGACAUGGCAUAUCUAUUGUUAUAUGUGGAUGAUAUUCUUCUCACGGCUUCUUCAGAUGCGUUACUCCAUCGCUUUAUUGCCCUCAUGCACCAAGAAUUCUCCAUGACUAAUCUAGGAGAACUACACCACUUCCUGGGACUCACUGCGACUAAAUCCUCCUCAGGCUUAUUUUUGUCUCAAUCACUGUAUGCUCAAGAAAUUCUGGCUCGUGCUACCAUGACCAAAUGUAACCCCGUGGCCACACCUGUUGAUACAUCCUCUAAGCUCAGUGCUCUUACAGGGUCCCAUGUUGCUGAUCCAGCUUUAUAUCGAAGCUUAGCAGGUGCACUACAAUAUCUUACAUUCACUCGCCCGGACAUCUCUUAUGCAGUUCAACAAGUCUGCCUUUUUAUGCAUGAUCCUCGUGAACCUCAUUUUCAAGCUCUAAAGCGUAUUCUACGCUAUCUACAGGGUACACUUGAUCAUGGCUUAUUCAUAUCUGCAUCACCUAUCACUGGUCUUACUGCCUAUUCUGAUGCUGAUUGGGCUGGAUGCCCUGACUCUCGUCGCUCUACAUCUGGUUUUUGUGUGUUUCUUGGGGACAAUCUAAUCUCUUGGUCUUCUAAACGACAACCUAUUGUUUCCCGGUCUAGUGCCGAGGCUAAAUAUCGUGGAGUUGCCAAUGUUGUUGCUGAAUCAUGUUGGUUACGCAACUUACUUCUUGAACUUCAUCUUCCCCUGCGCCGAGCCACCGUAGUCUAUUGUGAUAAUGUCAGUGUUGUUUACCUCUCUGGUAAUCCCAUCCAACAUCAACGCACCAAACAUAUUGAGAUCGACAUUCACUUUGUGCGUGAACGUGUCCGUAUUGGAGAUAUUCGAGUCGUACACAUCCCUGCUGACUGACAAUAUGCUGACAUUUUCACUAAGGGUUUACCACGCUCCACUUUCCUUCGUUUUCGAGAUAGUCUUAGCAUUCGCCCUCCUCCCGCUUCAACUACGGGGGAAUAAUAGCAUAUAUAUUGUUACCAUGUUUAGUUUAUAUCCCUAUAAUCCCUCGUGUAAAUAUCCCCAUAAUAUCUCUUGUAUUUAUUAGGCAUGGCAAUGGGUUGGGGCGGGGCGGGUACUGCAAGACCCGGACCCGCCCCAUGACUUGGCGGGGCGGGUCCGCCCCGCCCCGUGACUUGCACGGGUCCAAACUUGUUGACCCGUGAUCCGCCCCAUGCAGGGCGGGGUGGGUCCGCCCCGCCGUAACCUAAUUAGCUAAUAUGUAUUUCUAUUUGUGGGAAG
Messenger RNA from Cuscuta epithymum, 2312 nucleotides. The record is from the annotation of a GenBank genome assembly. NCBI's taxonomy places the organism in Eukaryota, Viridiplantae, Streptophyta, Magnoliopsida, Solanales, Convolvulaceae.